This is a messenger RNA of Coffea eugenioides, 1167 nucleotides long. RefSeq lists its product as uncharacterized. The record is from RefSeq and is a predicted model, not a curated record. Gene Ontology annotation, molecular function: RNA-DNA hybrid ribonuclease activity; nucleic acid binding. Lineage: Eukaryota; Viridiplantae; Streptophyta; Magnoliopsida; Gentianales; Rubiaceae. The coding region runs from base 1 to 1167 and encodes 388 amino acids. The transcript has a single exon.
AUGGAGCUGCGUAUAUUUCCCAAUAUACAAGACCAAAUGAUUUGGACGGCGUCACCUUCGGGGAGCUUUACUGUGUCUUCAGCUUGGGACGUUCUUCGUUCAAAGCACAAUCGAUCUGUUAUUGAUUCCUUGGUCUGGAGCUCGGUGGUCCCUCUGAAGGUAUCCUUCUUUGCGUGGAGGUUGUUGCGUGGUUGGCUCCCCUUGGAUGAUCUCCUUCAAGGUAGAGGAUUGAGGUUAGCGUCAAAGUGCUACUGUUGUGGCCUAGCGCCAGAAACGGGAGACCAUCUUUUUGUCUCGGGACCUUUAGCGAGCAGGGUUUGGCGGCACUUCUCCCGCCGCUUUGGGCUGGUAGUCCAGGGGAGUGGGGUGGCAUCGAGGCUCUCAUGUUGGCUCUUGUCUCACCGGUUUGUCUCACAGAAUCAUAUUCGUGUCAUUCUCCCUCUCUUGAUCUUGUGGUUUAUUUGGAAGGACCGUAACAAGGCCCGCUUUGAGGGGAUGAGUAUGUCGUCCGAUCAGGUAAUCAACCAGGUGUGCACAUUUGUCAAGCAGUUGGGCAGGGGGGGCCUGCUCAAGUUGGAGUUUUUCAAAGGGGACACAGAUUGUGACUGGGUGAAAUUCGGUAAGGCCAAGGAAAAAUUGGUACAGCUUCGAGCCUUUUCUUGGGCAAAACCUACAGGGCAAGCGGUGAAACUCAACACUGAUGCAAGUGUUGUAAGCGGGCGUUCAAGUGGUGGAGGGGUGGUGCGCUCGGCUGAGGGUAAUUUAGUGUUUGCCUUUUAUAAAGAGUUUGGAGAGCAAGACGUUCUCUCCUCAGAGGCGUUGGCGUUGCUGGAGGGUCUUCGUUAUUGCCAGGACAACAAUCUCUCGGGAGUCAUAGCGGAAGUGGAUUCUAGUACUUUAGUGCAUCUCGUGUCCUCUAAGAUGACGUCUUGUUGGCCGUUAUGUAACACAAUUAGGCAUAUUCGGUGCUUGGUGGCAAAAUUGGGGGUGUCUUUGGUUCACACGUUCAGAGAAGCAAAUGCGGUUGCCGACGCUUUGGCCUCCUCGGACCUACGAGCGGAUGCCCGCUUCUUGAGUGAAAUAGCUCUCCCUUCUAAAGUUCGGGCACUUUUGCAGUUAGAUAGGUUGUCAACUCCGUAUGUGAGAGUGUGUACGGUCUCAGGGUAG